Messenger RNA from Tetrahymena thermophila SB210, 840 nucleotides. RefSeq names its product kinase domain protein. Lineage: Eukaryota; Ciliophora; Oligohymenophorea; Hymenostomatida; Tetrahymenidae. The record is from RefSeq and is a predicted model, not a curated record. The transcript has 10 exons. Gene Ontology annotation, biological process: nucleocytoplasmic transport; activation of GTPase activity. Gene Ontology annotation, molecular function: small GTPase binding; GTPase activator activity. Gene Ontology annotation, cellular component: nucleus; perinuclear region of cytoplasm; cytosol.
AUGCUUAAUGUUCAAUAAAAUAAAUUAAAUGAUGUUGGUGCAUCUAAAUUAGGAGAAGCUUUAUUUGACUGCAAAAAUCUUUCAUCAUUAACCCUUAACAUCUCGGAUAAUAAUAUUUGCUUAUAGGGAGCUACCGAAUUAGGAAACUCAUUAGGAAAAUGCAAUAAUUUAAUUAAUUUAAAUCUCAAUAUAUCCAAAAAUAGAUUAAAAGAUGAAGAGAUUACUGGAUUAGCCAAUGGAAUAGGUCAGAAUUAAAGUUUAGAGCAACUAAUCUUAAAUUUAUAAUGGAACAAAAUAUCUUCAGAAGGUGCUACUUUUUUAGGAACAGAAAUUGGAAAGUGCUAAAAUCUGACUUUUUUAUAACUAAAUCUUUACUAUAAUGACAUUACCAAUUAUGGAUAUUCUGCAUUAGGUCUUUAGAUAGCAGAGUGUAAUAAUCUUGUAAAUCUAACGCUCAUGUUGAAUGGACAAAUCUUUAGUGGUGUAGGUGAACCGUGUCUUUUUCAAGGACUAUAGAAAUGCAAAAAUCUACAAACAUUUAGGAUUGAUCUAUCUUAAUGCACAAUAAACUAGUAAAGUUUUGUAAAUAUUGGCGCUUUAAUAGGAAAAUAUUCAAAUCUGACAUAUUUAUAAUUUAGUUUUAAGCGCGGUGUCUAUUACUAAAAUAAAAUUGUAAAUUAAGGAAUUGUGCAGUUUGUAGAUGGGUUAAAAGUAUCAAAAAGCUUAUUAAAUUUAUAUAUCAGUUUAACAUUCAACUUAGUAAAUUUUGAAAGUAGAAGUAAAGCAUCACAAAAUCUCAAAAAAAUGAGGUAGCUAAUACAACUUUAGAUAAUAUUCUGA